AUGCCUCGAGCACCUCCCCCUGCCAUGGUGUUGCUGUCCGCCAUCGCCCUCUUUGUAUGGUACAUCAUCUGGACUCGUGACCACGACCGACCCCUGACCGCUCUGUCCCACGCCGAUCGCUUCCAGCACUCGUCCAAACAAAUACCACAAGACAUGGCCGAAAUCCCUACUGUAACAGCCACGCCGGAGACCUUACACGGCGACCAUGUUAUGGGCAAGCUUGGCAAUGAAACCCUAAAAGCAGAACUGGGCCGCGCAGCCUGGAAGGUUCUUCAUACCACCAUGGCACGAUUUCCGGACAAGCCGACGCAAGACGAGAGCGACGCGCUCAAGAGCUAUGUGUACCUCUUCGCCCGACUGUACCCGUGCGGCGAAUGUGCAGAACAUUUCCAGCAAAUCCUCAAGAAAUACCCUCCGCAGACGUCUUCACGAUCGAGUGCGGCAGCCUGGGCGUGCUUUGUACAUAAUGUGGUGAACGAAAGAAAAGGCAAACCUAUCUUUGACUGUGCCAACAUCGGAGAUUUCUAUGACUGCGGUUGUGCAGACGAUGAGAAGGAAGAGAUGGCCAAAGCCGGAGCGAAGAGUGAGGCCAUCGCUACCCAAGGAGCUGGCGCGAGACAGGAACCCGUUGAGAUUGAGGUCGAGGGAGAAACAAGAGGCGGUUGA
Fonsecaea nubica is the source of this 666-nucleotide messenger RNA. RefSeq lists its product as hypothetical. NCBI's taxonomy places the organism in Eukaryota, Fungi, Ascomycota, Eurotiomycetes, Chaetothyriales, Herpotrichiellaceae. The coding region runs from base 1 to 666 and encodes 221 amino acids. Gene Ontology annotation, cellular component: mitochondrion. The transcript has a single exon. Gene Ontology annotation, molecular function: flavin-dependent sulfhydryl oxidase activity; flavin adenine dinucleotide binding. The record is from RefSeq and is a predicted model, not a curated record.